AUGGUGGCGGCGAAGACGGAGGCCGGCGGGGCUGCCACCGCCUACUUCCGCACAGCCAGACUCUUGCCCUCGCUGGUCACGGCCCUGGCGCUGGGCUACUUCGCGUGGGUUGUCUUCUGGCCUCAGAGCAUUCCUUAUCAGAGCCUAGGGCCCCUGGGCCCCUUCACCCGGUACUUGGUGGACCAUCAUCACAGCCUUCUACACAAUGGGUAUUGGUUUGCCUGGCUGAUUCACGUGGGAGAGUCUUUGUAUGCCAUGGUAUUGUGCAAGUCUAAAGGCAUCACAAAUGGUCGGGCUCAACUACUGUGGUUCCUGCAGACUUUCCUCUUUGGGAUAGCCUCCCUCUCCAUCUUGAUUGCUUACAGACCGAAACGCCAAAAGCACACUUAAAGAAGAUAUCUAAAAGCUUUCUCUACACUUUGACAUCCACCUCACUUUUAUUUGGGGGUAGACGGGGUGUUUAUUCCAUCUUUCUCUUUUCUGUAAAGUUAAGACCCUCUAGUUAUUCAUUAUUUCAUACUCUCUGGUUGGGCUUGAGUAGCUAACAGGAAAAGGUAUCAGCUUUCCAGUGCUGCAGACUAACCUAUUUGGAAGAGGACUUCCAGCUACCUUCUUGAAGUCCUUGGCUGUGCUGGUGGCCUCUCCCUACCAUCUGGUUUAAGCCAUGUGCUAAAUUUGCUUGUUGGCAUAUUCUGCUCCCACCUUCUGACUAAAACACCUUACCCAUACCACCUCCAUCUUAGCUCUCCUUUCCCAGGCUGUUUCCCACCUUUCUGGACCAAGAUGGAAUGACAUGUCCACAACACAUCAAUUCUACACACGUUUAUUAGCACCAGUGAGGCAAGAUCUUAUCCUCUCAGACUUCUGUUUCUCACACUACCAGGAAAGAUAGGAAGAUAGCAAGUGCCUGAAACAGGGCAGCUCCAUAAGGGUACGGAGGCCGUGCUGACCCCAGAGGAGGGCACUGGAGAAUGCCCUCCCUAUCCUGCCAGCCAGAGUGGGCCUUGCCUCCACAUGGCCGCUUGGACAUGGUGCUCUGCAGGGCGCAGGGGUCUGACGGCUACCACUAGAUUACUCCUUAGACCACAUCUUAGCUUUAGUUUUCCUUCUGCACCUGCCUCGUUGCCUUGCACACAGGUGUUCUAUCAGUAUUUAUUGAACAAAGGAGGGAAACUUUGAUUUCACUCUCUGGUAUCAUUCCAAUUUUUAUGUGAAAACUGGAGAACCCAUAUAGUGUAUGCUUGUCUCAAAGGAAAGCACAGGACUGUCUCUGGCUGGUAGCACUACUUUUCUGUGGGUCCCCCGGUGGGCAGCCUGUAUCUUUUUCGCACUUUCCUAUUCUCAGUGCCUUUCUCCAGGUUCUGUAGAUGUCUGCCUGCAGCUCUGGCUUAUUCCAGCACCGAUAGUCCUGUUCUAGAGAUUCUAGUUCAUGGGUGAUCCAGCUGGUUACUGCCUUUCCCUCCCACUCACCUCAUUAUACCUUAUUACUACUGACUGAUUGAGGCAGGAGGGUCAUGGACUCUGUCCCCGAAACCCGGUAGAAUGACUUUGUCACCUUUAGGCCCACCUGCUUGUUCUUUAGGGAAGAGGCCUUACUUUCCUUGCGUGAUGCAGUAGGGCAGCAAUUUUCAACCUUUCUCAUCUCGUGACACAUAUAAACUAAUUGCUAAAAUUCUGUGGCACACCAAGAAAUAGAUUUUUUUGCCGAUCUCACACAAAAAAUAGGUAUAAUUUUGAUUCAUUCAAACCAAACAGCUAUUGUUGAGUUGGCUGUUGUCUUUUUCUCUCUUUAACAAUCUAAUGUAUUGCACAUUUUAAAAAUUCUUGCGGCACAGUGGUUGAAAUUCGCUGCAGUAGGGCAUGCUAUUAUAUGUUUUAAGCAGACAUAUAUGAGAAACAGCCCCUUCCCCCAAAAAAAGUCUCCAUGUAAAAGCACAGCCUGAAAGAUUAUGGACAGUGAAUUAUUUCUGGUGCAAAUCAAUUUCUACAAAUCUCAGUCUUUUCCUCUGUUUCUCUUCUGAUUAGGGGUUGCUUUUUUGGUAAGGUAAAAUAUUUUAGAGUUAAACAAUGGCAAUCCAACUCAGGUUUUUUAAAAGCAUGGCCCUCUCCAAGGGAAAUAAUGACAGUGGUAUUAAAGGUGCCAGGAACAAUAUGGCACUUUAUGGAAUGAAAUUGAUUAAUGAAUAAAAUGCUGUGAAUUGUCUCUCCAAUCAAAUGCUA
Messenger RNA from Miniopterus natalensis, 2220 nucleotides. RefSeq names its product transmembrane protein 254 (gene TMEM254). The record is from RefSeq and is a predicted model, not a curated record. Lineage: Eukaryota; Metazoa; Chordata; Mammalia; Chiroptera; Miniopteridae.